Messenger RNA from Entrophospora sp. SA101, 708 nucleotides. The record is from the annotation of a GenBank genome assembly. Lineage: Eukaryota; Fungi; Glomeromycota; Glomeromycetes; Entrophosporales; Entrophosporaceae.
AUGUCAAAGGAACAGUCAUCAGAUUUAUCAUUUGCAUUAUUAAGAGAUAUCGAUAUUUUAAGAUAUAUUUAUACUGGUAAGAUAAAUUUAGAUGUUAAAGAAGCACCACAAGAUUUAUUGGAUUUGCUUAUUGUGGCUGAGGAAUUGGUGCUUAGCGAUUUGGUGGAUUAUAUUCAAGAUUAUAUUAUUCAUAAUGAAAUAGAAUGGUUGAAACUUAAUUUGGUACAUGAAGAUGUGACAAAUAUCAAACAAUCUAUCAAAGAGUGUCUGCCUCACAUAAGGUUCUUUCAAAUCUCAUCAGCCAAUUAUUAUUAUAAAGUGAGACCUUAUAAAAGAUUGUUGCCUACAAAACUCAAAGAAGACUUGAAAAUGUUUCAUUUAGUUCCUGGCAGCGAAUCAAACAUUGACAAAAUUUCAAAACCGAGGUCAAAACCAACAAAAUCUCUCGAUUCACUAAUCAUCAAGCCUUAUCAUUUAUCAAUCAUUUCUAAUUGGAUUGACAGGAUAGAAUCAGAAGUUUUGAGCAGAGUUGUGAAUUCUGAACAAGCAAUUAGAGAUUGUGGUCCCCAAUUUGAUUUAGUUGGAUUUGGUGAAGAUUUGAAUAUUUUUACUCGUACUUGUUAUAUGAGAGAUUAUGAAAGAGGAAUCAUUGAUGCAAUUAAUUUUAAUUUAUUAGAUUAUGAAGUAUUUCAAAUAAUUGAAAAAUAA